Messenger RNA from Drosophila ananassae, 1655 nucleotides. Its product is annotated as ecdysone-induced protein 74EF. The transcript is spliced from 2 exons. The coding region runs from base 69 to 1454 and encodes 461 amino acids. NCBI's taxonomy places the organism in Eukaryota, Metazoa, Arthropoda, Insecta, Diptera, Drosophilidae. The record is from RefSeq and is a predicted model, not a curated record.
GGCACAUUCCCAUCGCGGCAGUCGGGCAGCAAUCAAGGUCUAAUCCCAUUCGAAGCCCACUAAGACAAAUGGCGAACGUUAAUUUGCAAUUGCCGCUCAUCGCAGCCGCCACCACCAUAUUGGCAAUUGUCAGUGCUGCCACCACAACCCCUGGCACAUCCUCGGAGACGGGCAAGCAUCCACCAUCAUAUGCCCCCAGUCAUCACAGUAUGAGCUCUUUGUUCGACAACCGAUGGCUGCCCGUGGAUCAGGCGUUGCAGCAGCAGCAUCUUCAUCCGAAUCAUCGUUACGGCUUCUCCAGGAUUUCAGCGGGAGGUGGAGGAGAGGCUGGCGAAAGGAGGGCUUACAGUAGCACCUCCCCGCAUGUCGUAAACGGACUCACAAGUCUCUCCGGGCUGGGGCACAUUAGCAAUGGAUACGGUUCGGUGGCGCCCACCCAUACGGAGGCGCUGGCCCUGGGCUCCCAGAAACAGGAGAUACCGAUUUACGAGGAGCAUAAUGAAGAAGCGGCAGUGGCAGCCGUUGCUGCAGCUGGAGCACACGAUUUCGGCUCUGGAAUUGGUCAGGAUAAUGGCCACCAGUCAUCGCCGAUUUACAAUUAUCCCGGCAUGGGGGCAGGACACAAUGGCGGCUUCUACGGAGGCAGUGCGGGGGCGGAACAGAGCUACGGAUCAUGGUCAUCAUCGGGAGCGGACGAGAGUCAGCACCAGCAGCCGGAGCAACAGGACCCUCAUCCGUAUGCGUACGAUAAAAUUUCAAUGGGAAAUUUCCUGCCACAAUACGAACAGGGCUCUGGUUACGACGACCAGCAGGGACAAUUGUUCCACCAUCACCACCAGCAGCAGCAACAGCAACAGGAGCAGUUCUACCAGCAGCAGCAACACCAUUUCCAGCAACACCAACAGCAGCAGGAACAAGUGCCUCACUCAUCUUUCUUCAGUCCACAUGAAACCUCCGCCUCCGGGUCGGCAUCGGCUUCCUCUGCCUCGAGCGGAUCAGGCGGCGACGACUACGAAGAGCAUCCUGACGCCGGCCAGGAGCAGAGCUCCAACUACUUGUCCGAGGCAAGUGGUCACGGCCAGGGCCACACCCACCACUCUCACCACGUGGACAUCAUCAACUAUGUGCCGGUGAAGCAUGUGAAGAAGCAGCACGUGCCGGUGGAGAAGCCCGUCAAGAUACCCAUCUCCCAUGCGGUGAUCAUUCCCGUCAAGAAGCCAGUUCCCAUCCACAUACCGAUCACAAAGAACGUGCAGGUGGCCGUGGAGAAGGAGCUGAAAGUGCCGGUGGAGAAACUGGUGCCGGUGCCCGUGGAGAAGCACAUCCCGGUGCCGGUGGAGAAACAUGUGCCGUACCACGUGGUCAAAUAUGUGCCCAUCAAGGUGCCCAAGCCCUUCCCCGUCAAGGUGCCCGUUUUCAAAACAGUUCUGCACAAGGUCAAGAGCUGGUGGUAGGACACCUAGUACCCACAAUCCACUACCAACUAAGUGUAUUCCAACUUAACCCUAACGUAACCCAUUUUUGAAUCCUCAUUUGCAUCACCAUUGCAGUGCACCGAGUAUUUCGUUAUAAUUAUAAGCACAUUACGCAUACGCCCCGUCAAACCAAAGCGCACAUCGUUAUGCAGUUUUCACAUUCCGUAUUCCAUUUUAAAA